Molecule: messenger RNA, 1347 nt
Organism: Caenorhabditis remanei
Lineage: Eukaryota; Metazoa; Nematoda; Chromadorea; Rhabditida; Rhabditidae
Exons: 8
Coding region: 1-1347 (448 amino acids)
Biological process (GO): regulation of DNA-templated transcription
Molecular function (GO): sequence-specific DNA binding; DNA-binding transcription factor activity; zinc ion binding
Source: RefSeq, a predicted model, not a curated record
AUGAACGCACCCACAUCCUCAGCCGAAAUGACGUAUUUCAAUGUUAAAUGCAAAAUCUGUCUGAAAACCGGGCAUGGUCUGCACUUUGGAGUCGAAACUUGCAGGGCGUGUGCCGCUUUUUUUCGGAGGACAGUUGUGUUGAAUAGAAAAUAUAAAUGUAGCAAGAGGAGCGGGAAGUGUGAAAUUGGUGCUGCAGAUGAGAAGCUAAUGUGCAAAUUUUGUCGAUUCAAGAAGUGUAUUGAUCUGGGAAUGACAACGGAAAAUGUCCGCACUGACCAGGUAAUCAAAGACGAUGAAGACUCUCAAGACUCCUCUCCAAUCCCCUCAGUUUCCUCUACAGUAUCCCUCCAAAUGACGUCAUCCCAACCUGAAUGUGAAAUCGGGAACCGAGUGGAAUACAGUGUGAUAAAUCCCAAGACACGAGCGCCAGCGAUGUUGAUAGAUGUGAAUGCGAUUAUUAAAAAGUCAAGGGCAAUAUUAGAGACCUACUUCCUGCCCGAUGAAGACUCGAUAUCCCACUUGAACCCUCUGCAACGAAUGGUUUACUCAUUACGAAAAAUUAGAGAAAAGCAAAAUUGGAAUCCGGAAUUUUUUGUGAAUAUAAAAUUCUACGAGAUGUUUUCCUGGUGGGAGGUGCAAAUGAGGGAUACGGCUAGUUGGUUGAUGCACUCGGAUGAGUUUAGAAAGUUGCCGACUCAUGAGAGGAUAGCAAUCUUCAAAAUAGUGUGGGCAGUUUGGCGGCGAUUCGAGAGGUACACAAUGACUGCGGAGAUAUUUGGACAGAGGUGUUAUGAUGAGAAAAUUCUAUUGCAUUCUCAUGAUUCAGCGGCUCGACUAGGCAGCUAUUAUAUAGAUUACUCGAAUGUGUCGGAUCAUGGAUUUGAGAGGUUUAAUAAUGUAUUCGGUGGAAAAAUGAUCCAGUACUACGAUAUAAUCGUGAAACCGUUCCUUGAACUGAAAUUGACUGAAACUGAGAUCACAUUCAUCCUAUGUCAAAUUAUAUGGAAUUAUGCUGGAAGACGACUACAGGGACAGACUCAGGCGGCUGCUGAGAGGUUUUUGGAACAGAUCUCCAAUAAUUUGCAUCAGUAUUAUGAAGAGGAGUAUGAGGAGUGGACGAGUAGAAGUCUAGAAGGAGUGGAGAGUUCUGUAGAGGAAGAUUCCAGGAGUUCUGAACGGAGUGUAGUGGAGAAAAAGAAAAAUUAUGCGUCAAGGCUGGCCAAAAUGAUGCAGAUUGUCAAUCAAAUGUUGAAUAUUCAACUGAAACGAGAGGACACAAUGGAUAUUGCGAUGCUCUUCGAUAUGUUCAAUAUUGUUUUCACUGAACCUGAGUUUUUCAGAGUUUAA